GGUUUAAAGAGGCCGGCUGGUAUUCUUUCCCUAACGAUGAAGAGAAGAGAAGUAGAUACGAAGCGAAGGUCACACAUAGGCGACGUUGCAGGAAUUGAUUGGACUAAGGAAAACGGAUCGGUGUUCGUGUUGGUUCCCGCGUAAAUCCCCUCGUAACUCUUUUUCUCUCAGAAAGGGGGUUACAACUUACAAAUAAUAAUCAACGAUCCUCUAUCCUCUCUCUUCUCUCUCUCUCUCUCUACGUAAAAUCCUCCGAAUUUAACGGAAUUACAGGUAUGCCAUUUAGCGACCACCGGAAACACCGCCGGAGUCCGAAGGUGCUCCUGCUCCUGGUCCAGAAGGCCGAGGAAUCGGAGCAUGCGGAGGGCGGAUUCGACGGCGCGUCCUACUCCGGCGCCGUCUUCAAUCUCUCCACCACCAUAGUCGGCGCCGGGAUCAUGGCCCUCCCAGCCACGCUCAAGCAGCUGGGGACGAUUCCGGGGCUUGUCGUCAUCCUCCUUGCCUCAUUGCUCACCGAGAAGUCGAUUAGCAUUUUGCUCAGAUUCAGCAAGGCUUCCAAGUCCGCCUCCUACUCCGGCCUCGCCGGCGACACUUUCGGCGACUUUGGCCGCACGCUCUUGCAGGCCUGCAUCGUGGUUAACAAUGUCGGCACCAUGGUCGUCUACAUCAUCAUCAUUGGGGAUGUCCUAUCUGGGAUUUCGUUCAAUGGGGUGCACCAUUUGGGUGUAAUGGAAGAAUGGUUCGGUCAACAUUGGUGGACAACACGUCCUUCCUUGGUGCUUAUUAUCAGCCUUUUUAUUUUUGCUCCUCUCAUUUCAUUCAAACGUGUAGAUUCUUUGAGAUACACAUCAGCCUUGUCAGUCGCUUUAGCUGUUGCCUUUGUGGCAAUCACAGCCGGUGUAGUCAUUGUUAAGAUGAUAAAUGGUAGCAUUCAAAUGCCGCGCAUGCUGCCUAACAUUGUUAAUCAGGCAUCUUUCUGGAAACUUUUCACAGUUGUUCCUGUACUUGUCACUUCCUACAUAUGCCAUCACAACGUACAUCCUAUAGAGAAUGAACUUAAAGACCCCAGCCAGAUGAAAUCAAUAGUCCACACAUCAAUCACGUUAUGCACUUGUGUCUAUAUUGCAACUAGCUUUUUCGGAUUCCUUCUCUUUGGUGAUCAGACACUGGACGAUGUACUUGCUAACUUUGAUGGAGAUCUUAAGAUCCCUUACAGUUCAAUGAUUGAUGAUGUGGUGAGAGUGAGCUACGUAAUUCACUUGAUACUUGUGUUUCCUAUAGUCUUCUUUUCCCUCCGCCUCAACCUUGAUGGCCUUCUAUUCCCGCAUUCAAUUCCUAUUGCCUAUGACAACCGAAGAUUCUAUACUCUUACGGCAGUUCUCAUGUGUUUCAUAUUUUUGGGAGCAAAUUGCGUGCCAAGCAUCUGGGAUGCUUUUCAAUUUACUGGUGCCACAGCUACCGUCUCUGUUGGUUUCAUCUUUCCAGCUGCCAUUGCCCUUAAGGAUCCUCAUGGAAUUGCAACCAAGAAUGACAAGGUAAUGUCUUGGGUCAUGAUAGUUACCGCUGUGUUUUCAAGCACGGUAGCCAUCUGCAGCGACAUAUACAACAUUUUCUACAUUGGCGGUGGGAGUUGAAACGAGUUUUGGGUUGGGAAACAACGAAGGCACUUUCAACAUUUUCGAACAGCGCUCAACUAACGCCUAACCUAACCGUACGUUCCAACUACUUCAAAAUUCAAGUCAACUGAUGAAAGUAAGACAUGCAAUGCAUAUUUUAUUUAACUCUACAGUUGUGGAUUCCGAAGAAAUUUUGUUUAAGUUGUCAACACUAUUCUUUAAUCCGCAAUUUUCUAACCAAUCAAUCAGGAUUUGAGUUUCUUGAUAUGGUUAGUUAUGUCCUCUUCUUCUUAACAUAGCAAGACAAUUUUUUUUACAGAUACAAUGAAACCAGAUAACAAUACAUACACAGAUUGUAACCAUUUGUUUUGUGGAGAACAUUAAUAUACUCUGUAGUCUGUACUUCCUUUUGGUUGGGGAGGUUCUUUGAAUCAGCACAACCUUACUGACACUGAAAUAUGAACUGUACAUCUUUAUCUUUAUCACUGAGGGCUAAAGGUAUUGACU
Ipomoea triloba (trilobed morning glory) is the source of this 2123-nucleotide messenger RNA. RefSeq names its product amino acid transporter AVT6A-like. Gene Ontology annotation, biological process: amino acid transmembrane transport. The transcript is spliced from 5 exons. Gene Ontology annotation, molecular function: amino acid transmembrane transporter activity. The record is from RefSeq and is a predicted model, not a curated record. Lineage: Eukaryota; Viridiplantae; Streptophyta; Magnoliopsida; Solanales; Convolvulaceae. Bases 276 to 1634 code for a protein of 452 amino acids.